This is a messenger RNA of Gossypium arboreum, 756 nucleotides long. RefSeq lists its product as uncharacterized. Lineage: Eukaryota; Viridiplantae; Streptophyta; Magnoliopsida; Malvales; Malvaceae. The transcript is spliced from 5 exons. The coding region runs from base 1 to 756 and encodes 251 amino acids. Gene Ontology annotation, molecular function: zinc ion binding; nucleic acid binding. The record is from RefSeq and is a predicted model, not a curated record.
AUGAGGCCUAAAAAAAAGGCUAGACCUGAUGAGCCAGUCAGAGUUGGGGCCCCUGUUGUACUUAUUAGGGUGGCGCUUUGUGGGCACUGUAGUAGAUGCCGUCUGGGUGAGUGUUGGAGGACUACUGGGGUGUGUUUGAGAUGUGGAUCUGCUAAGCACCGCAUUCGUGAUUGUCCACUGAGAACCAAUCAGAUGCAAGCUCUGGAUAUAGGCUCUACCUAUUCAUAUGUAGCUAGUACUGUGUCUGAAACCUUGGGGAUUCCAGUCGAGGGUACUGAUAUUGAAGUAACUAUGUUAAGUCCUUUGGGGCAAUCUAUCCGGCUGGUUAAACACUGGGUGAGUCAAGAUUGUGCGACAAAAAGGGUUGUCUUGAGGACCGAGGAGGAUAGUGAGGUAGUAGUCAUUAGGGAGCAACGAGACUACCUGACUAAUGUGAUCUCCGCAUUGGUAGAGAAACAAUUGGUUCAGAAAGGAACAGUGAGGGAUUUUCUAGAUGCAUUUCCUGAGGAGCUACCAGGGUUACCUCCAAGCCGUGAGGUGGAGUUUGGGAUUGAGUUGAUUCCUGGCACAGCUCCGAUAGGGGAUCAGCACGAUGAGCAUCUCAGAGUGGUUCUGCAGAUUCUUCGUGAGAAACAGUUGUAUGCGGAGUUCAGCAAGUGUGAGUUUAGGCUUCGGGAAGUGACAUUUCUGGGACAUAUAGUUUCUACUGAAGGGAUACGAGUCGAUCCUCGUAAGAUUGAGGCUGUGUUGAGUUAG